This is a messenger RNA of Coniosporium apollinis CBS 100218, 639 nucleotides long. RefSeq lists its product as uncharacterized. Gene Ontology annotation, cellular component: precatalytic spliceosome; catalytic step 2 spliceosome; Prp19 complex. NCBI's taxonomy places the organism in Eukaryota, Fungi, Ascomycota, Dothideomycetes. Gene Ontology annotation, biological process: mRNA processing. The record is from RefSeq and is a predicted model, not a curated record. The transcript has 2 exons. Bases 1 to 639 code for a protein of 212 amino acids.
AUGCCGCUUGUUCAAGAUUCCAGCGACGACCUCCCCUACAUCGACCAACCCGCCCCAGCCGAAGCAAUCGUAUCCAUACGCCAACUGAUCCAUCUGGAAGCCUCCUCUCAUCAUCCCGAUUAUCCGGCAACCCUCCACCCCUCCGUACCUACGACUUACCAGCCGACCUUCUCCGCCCUACUCGAAGCCGAACACGCCCGCCUCUCCGCCGAUCCCGCCUCAAAAAUACCCGGAGGCAUCGACACAAGCCGCUACGAGGAGCCGCAAGCCCCCUCCAGCCUCUCCGACGUCGAGGGCUGGAAAUCCGCACUCCGCCAAGCCUACGCAACAUCCUCCUUCCUCUCUUCGCGCUCCACGAACCUCGGCCUCCUAGAGGCGUACGGCAAGAAUGCAUGGCUCAUAUCGAACUCACAAAAUGAAUCUAUCUUGCGCGACCUGGAAGCCGAGCUGGCGGCUACCAAGGAUUCAAUUGAGGCUGUCGAAGCCGCGCGACGCAACCAGCAGGAAGCGGUAGUUGGAGAGAUGAGAGGGCUGGAGGAGGGCUGGAAGAAGGGCGUAGGACGGCUUGUGGAGACCAGCAUUGCAGCUGAGGGGGUGAGGAGGGAAAUCUUGCAGCAACAAAGGCAGGCUGCUGUAUGA